Messenger RNA from Chondrus crispus (carragheen), 1551 nucleotides. RefSeq lists its product as hypothetical. The record is from RefSeq and is a predicted model, not a curated record. Lineage: Eukaryota; Rhodophyta; Florideophyceae; Gigartinales; Gigartinaceae. Bases 1 to 1551 code for a protein of 516 amino acids. Gene Ontology annotation, molecular function: nucleic acid binding. The transcript is spliced from 3 exons. Gene Ontology annotation, biological process: DNA integration.
AUGCAAGAAGCCUUUGAUGAACUACGCAUAAAGUUAACUUCUCCGCCAGUCUUGGCUUACCCAGACUUCGAGAAGGCCUUCGUCGUUGAGACGGAUGCGUCAUCGGUCUCCGUCGGGGCUGUGUUGGCUCAAAAGAAGGAAGAUGGGAAAAUACACCCCAUCCAGUACGCAAGCCGUACUAUGAAUACAUCUGAGCGCAAGUACUCCGCUUGUGAGCGUGAGGCGCUUGCGGUCAUCUUUGCUUUGAAGAAAUUUCGUGUUUACGUGCUUUCGUCUACACCUUUCAAGUUGAUUACUGAUCACCAGGCUCUUAGUUACGCCUUUCGCAAGAAAGACAUCCACGGUCGUUUGGCUCGUUGGCUAGACUUCUUAGCCGAGUACGACUUCACCGUGGAAUAUCGUCGUGGAUCCGCAAAUAGUGCAGCUGACUACCUUUCUCGCAUUCAGCCCAAGAACGGCGACAACCCAACUUGCCAGGAAGAGGGAGACCUUGCCCUCGCUAUCACGACCCCGAUCUACUCUCCAGAAGAUCUAGAAGAGAAGUCUCGCAUGAAGAAUAAUGCGAAGAACUUUCUUGUCUGGGAGUCGAAGUUGCUCCGCCGCACCAUUCGUGGCCUUCGUGUUGUUGCCCCAAUUUCCGAUCGCGAAAAGAUACUGAAGGGUUUCCAUGACGACAUUGGUCAUUGGGACUUGAAGACCACUCGUCAAUUUGUCACGGAAAGGUACUGGUGGCCGACCGUUGGUAUGGACGUGGGUGACUACGUGAAGAGUUGUGACGGGUGUCAGAAGGCACGUCCGAUUCCCAGGUAUAAGAAAACUUUGCGCCUUCCCAUCACAAGCUUUACUGCUCAAGUGGUUCUCGACUUCGUCAAGAGAGAAAUCAUGUACUCAUUCGGCCCUCCGAGAACCAUUGUCUCUGACAAUGCUACCUGCUUCACAGCCUCGGCCGUUUCUAGCUUCAUGGCUCGACACGGUAUCACUUGGCGCACCGUCCUCGCCUACGCUCCCAUGUCUAACAGUAGAGCAGAGAGAAUGGUUGGAACUUUGAAGGCUGCCGUCCGUAAGACAGUUCUUGGUACUGGAAUGGAGUGGGACGAAGCACUCACCCAGGUCCUGUAUGGAUAUCGCCGACGUGCCAUGAAGAACGGCGUGUCGCCAUUCGAACUGAUGUAUGGGAUCCCGCCUCGGAUGGAUUCCAGUGCAGAGACAGGUGCAAGCCUAGUUGUUCCUUCCUUAGACCAUCAUCGUCGUUUGGAGCUCCUGACUGGAUCUGUCCCACGAGCAGUUCGCUCAGGGGCCUCUGUGGAAAAAAGGCUCGUAGCGUCGUCGUCUCACUUCUUCGAAGUGGGAGACAAAGUUCUUGUCGCUCGGGGAACUUCAUUCGGUGGUACGAAAUGGCCCGCGUUCGUUUCCAAAUUCUACGGCCCGUGCCGGAUCUUGGAAGUUCACCACCCGCGAUAUGUGCUAGAGUCGCAGCACGGCAGAGUAUCCAGGAAGCCUAUUCAUGCUCGCCGACUCGUCCUAUAUCGUGAAAGGAAGUUCGAAGCCUAA